GAUGCUCACAGCCUUCUUCGAUUCACAAGGUCUCGAACUUGACCUUCUAGAAAAGGAUCUCUACAUACAUAUAUUAUUUGAGCCAUCUUCGCCUUCCUAUCUAUUCUUUGUUCUCGAUCUUCACUGCAAAACAAUCCCGGAAAUCAAUCUCAACCAGCUGGAACUUCAAAUUUUCCAAGUUUCCAAAAGCGAGCCACUAUACGCUCGGGAUCUUGGAGAUGUAGGACGUAAACAGGCCCAACCGCGAUCUCUACAUACACGGUGGGGGACAGACGAACGUACCAGUAUCAGUCAGACGAAUUAG
This is a messenger RNA of Periconia digitata, 304 nucleotides long. NCBI's taxonomy places the organism in Eukaryota, Fungi, Ascomycota, Dothideomycetes, Pleosporales, Periconiaceae. The record is from the annotation of a GenBank genome assembly.